This is a messenger RNA of Octodon degus (degu), 2039 nucleotides long. It is a transcript of the gene Dnajb13, whose product is annotated as DnaJ heat shock protein family (Hsp40) member B13. Gene Ontology annotation, molecular function: protein-folding chaperone binding. Bases 44 to 994 code for a protein of 316 amino acids. Lineage: Eukaryota; Metazoa; Chordata; Mammalia; Rodentia; Octodontidae. The transcript has 8 exons. Gene Ontology annotation, cellular component: cytosol. The record is from RefSeq and is a predicted model, not a curated record.
CUCUGCUGGAGUCUGAGGACUAACAACUCACUGCCAGCCAGCCAUGGGCCAGGAUUAUUACUCUGUGCUCCAGAUCACUCGUAAUUCAGAGGAUGCUGAGAUCAAGAGGGCGUACCGGAAACUUGCCCUGAAGAACCACCCACUGAAGUCACAAGAGCCAUUUGCCGCGGAGACGUUCAGACAAAUAGCAGAGGCCUAUGAUGUGCUGAGCGAUCCUGUGAAGAGAGGCAUCUAUGACAAGUUUGGAGAAGAGGGCCUGAAGGGCGGGAUUCCUCUGGAGUUCGGAGCCCAGACUCCGUGGACAACUGGCUAUAUCUUCCACGGAAACCCUGACAAGGUUUUCCAUGAGUUCUUUGGGGGAGACAACCCUUUCAAUGAAUUUUUUGAUGCAGGAGGAAGUGAUGUGGAUUUGAAUUUUGGGGGACUCAGGGGCCGCGGGGUGAAGAAGCAGGACCCCCCAAUUGAGCGGGAUCUCUACUUAUCCCUGGAGGAUUUGUUCUUUGGCUGCACCAAAAAAAUUAAGAUCUCUCGAAGGGUGCUAAAUGAUGACGGGUACUCCUCUACGAUCAGGGACAAGAUCCUGACAAUCGAUGUGCGGCCUGGAUGGAGGCAGGGCACCCGCAUCUCCUUCGAGAAGGAGGGAGAUCAGGGCCCCAACAUCAUCCCGGCUGAUAUCGUCUUCAUUGUAAGGGAGAAGCUGCACCCUCGCUUCCGCAGGGAGAACGACAACCUCUUCUUUGUGAGCACCAUCCCCUUGGGCAAGGCCCUCACGUGCUGCACUGUGGAGGUGAAGACCCUAGAUGACCGUCUGCUCAACAUUCCCAUCAAUGACAUCGUCCAUCCCAAGUAUUUCAAAAAGGUGCCAGGUGAGGGGAUGCCAGUACCUGAGGACCCCACCAAAAAGGGAGACCUCUUCAUCUUCUUUGACAUUCAGUUUCCCACCCGCCUCACACCCCAGAAGAAGCAGAUGCUGCGCCUGGCACUGCUGACCUGACCUGGCCGGCUGGGGUGCAGCUGGAGUGGGCACGGUAGGCUCACCGGGUGCCAGGGAGCCAGCCCUGCACAGCUGUGACAUGAGGGGGUGGAAUGGGACCUGAUACUGGAAUAAUAAAGGCUUAUUUCCUAUCCUCCACUUCCACCCUGGCGAGUAUUGUGGAGCAGCUUCCUGGUAGUCUUUCGUGCAGGCCCAGGAAGUACUGGGUCCCCAUCCUGACCUGGUCAGAGCCCCUGUGCUCCCACUAGCAUGGGGCAGGACCGCGUGGCAUCUGAGGUCCCCAGGUCUGCCCUAACUCUUCACGACACAAUCUUUGCAUCAGUUGUUGGAAUGUGACAGGCAACUAAAGCACACAUAGAAGAUCUGUUCCAGCUCACUCAGGGGUCAAAGCUGUCCUCAGAGCCUACAGGCUACUUCCCACUGAGCAGCUUAGGUCAGAGAGCACAUAAUGAACACAAGUGCUGGAUAGGCCUUUGGUUCCUAUCUCCAGCCUCAAUCUCUUAUCUGUGAAAUGGGUUCUGGGCUCUAAGUGGGAGUCUUGGGCUCUGAUGCCAGCCCUGCCCUUGUCUUGUUGGUAGAACAGAGCUCCUACUCCAUCACAGGGUGCAGAUUAGAGAAGGUCGCUGAUGUGAGAGUGCUUGGUGGACACGUGCUUGGAUGUCACAGAGGGCUCUGGCACUGCUGCUGAUGUGGCCUGGAGUUCAGUCCUGGGCCCAGCUGGCUCAUACGGCUCACACUGGCCUACCCAAAACCAGCAAGAGCAUCCCGUGUGCCAGGAGAUUCUUAUUUUUGGGAACCAGAGUGUGAGCUAGGAUAGGGCAGAGGGAUGGGUGGCCACUGCUAAGAGUGGCUCCCCAGGGGCCAGAAAGGCCCCACACUACCCACAUUGCCUGUGAUCCUGCCGUUUGAAAUACAGUAUUAGCUUCAGGAUUUUUCUUAAACAGGAGCUCAGCAGCACUUGGCAGCCACUGUUUCUUUCAGUGCUGGGGAUGGAGCCAGGCCCUGUGACUGAGCCGCACCCCCAGUUCAUGUGCUGAAGUUUUUA